Molecule: messenger RNA, 1083 nt
Organism: Aspergillus mulundensis
Lineage: Eukaryota; Fungi; Ascomycota; Eurotiomycetes; Eurotiales; Aspergillaceae
Product: lactonase family protein
Exons: 4
Coding region: 1-1083 (360 amino acids)
Molecular function (GO): 6-phosphogluconolactonase activity; protein binding
Source: RefSeq, a predicted model, not a curated record
AUGAAGCAUCAUUUGAUGGUCGGCACCUGGACCAAGCCGGGCCGCAUCUACACAGUUGCUUUCGAUGAUGAGGCCUUGACUUUGGAGCUGGUCAAGAAGACCGACAUCCCUGAGGCUGAGCCGAUCUCAUGGAUGACCUUCUCACACGACAAAAAAGCCAUCUAUGGCGCCGCCAUGAAGAAGUGGAAUAGCUUCGCGGUCAACAGCCCUACCGACAUUGUUCACCAAGUCUCCCACCCUGUGGCAGGACAUCCUAUGGCCGCCAACGACGACACAAACACCCGUGCGAUUUUCGUUCUCGCCGCUCGCAAGCCUCCCUACAACGUCUAUGGAAACCCGUUCUACAAGUAUGCUGGAUUCGGAAAUGUGUUCUCAGUUGAGUCGGAUGGUCGUCUCGCCAAGAAUAUCCAGAACUACGAGUACGAGCCCAACACCGGUAUCCAUGGCAUGGUGUUCGACCCCACCGAGACCUACCUAUACUCUGCCGAUUUGCAGGCCAACAAGAUCUGGACCCACCUAAAGGACUCUGAGACGGGCGAGUUGACUCUGAUCGAUUGCCUCGAGGCGCCAGACCCUGGUGACCAUCCCCGCUGGGUUGAGAUGCACCCCAGCGGCAAAUACCUCUACGCUCUGAUGGAGGCCGGUAACCGUUUAGCUGUCUACGUCAUUGACGAGCGAACGCACAAGCCCGUCUUUACCCAUAUCACAUAUCCUCUACUUCCUCCCGGCCUUCCCCCGCGCAACAAGUACCGCGGCGACGUCACCUUCACUACCAAGAGCGGCGAGUAUCUCUUCGCUACUACUCGCAGCAAUCACUUUGAUGUGACCGGAUACAUUACUGCUUUCAAGCUGGGCCCCAACGGCAACAUCGAGCGCCAGCUCUUUAUCCACCCCACGUCCACCAGCGGCGGCCACUCCAACGCCGUGAGCCCAUGCGAUUGGAGCGACGAAUGGCUUGCGCUCUGUGACGAUCAGCUGGGCUUCGUCGAGAUUUAUAGGUUCCGUGAUGAGAACCUCUCCCGCGUCGCACGCGUGGAUAUCCCUGAGCAGGGUUUCGGCAUGAAUGCCAUUUGGUACGAUUAA